This is a messenger RNA of Paramuricea clavata, 4490 nucleotides long. The record is from the annotation of a GenBank genome assembly. NCBI's taxonomy places the organism in Eukaryota, Metazoa, Cnidaria, Anthozoa, Malacalcyonacea, Plexauridae.
CACCAUUAAGCCUGGUAAUUGCACCAAGUGCACCAAUAGUCUAGCUGAAGUUUAGGAGGUGUGAUUUGCACCAAAUUGUGUAAAAGCAAGUAAAACUUUUAGUUAACUAUUUUAUUAAUAAUAAAAACAUAAUUUUUUUAUUAAUUCACUUGUAAUUUCUAUUUAGUCUGGUAAUCUAGGCCUACAUUACAGCUUUCAAGCUCAUGCUACAACUGUGAAUGAAAGACCAAGGCAGGUAAAUGUAUAAUGUUAUAUACUAUUUCCAUGCACACUGAUCAUAAAAUAACUGAGCAAGUUUAGACUUUAAUAGACCUUAUGCAUAAUGACGUCACAAGGCUUGAUGCCCGCGAGGAACGCUGGUCUUAGUAGUCGCCUGGGAAAAUUAAACGAUUCAAAAUGGCACUAUCAAAAUUUUCCCAGGUGAUGACUACUAAUCCAGCAUUGCUUGUGGGCAUCAAGCCUUGUGACGUCGUUAUGCAUAUAAGGUCUAUUAACUUAAAUUAAUAACCGUGUAGGAUUUUAGGGUUUUUACUUUUUAGAGAGUUUUUUUACUUUUUAAUACCAAUUUUUAUGAAAUUUUUCCAAGCCAAACCAUUGCAUGCAAAAACAAACCAAAUUUGAGAAAUUUGGCUUGAAAAAGCCAAAUGGCAAUGCCUGGUUUCAAGUGCGAUAAUUGUAAAAAAAAAUCAUGCACAAGUUCAUAAUUUCAAAGGUCUUUCAAAUUUUCUGAGUCGUGAAAGAGGAAUUUAAUUUAAGGGCUUUGAAAAAGGCAUGAGUGCAGACUGACUGUCUGUGUAUUAAUAUAUGAAAAUAACCAUCAUCAAACCGUUUUGUGUAAUGCUGUAACAUUCAACAAUUAUAAAAGUUAUUUCUGUUCAACUUUGAAAGAUAUAUUAUUAAAAGCUUGCACUGAAUUACAUUUUUGGCACAAUGUUAAAAUUUCAGUCAAUCAGGAUUGAUAUUUUUUAUCAUGCAUAUUGUUUAUGUCGCUGUAUUGUACUCUUGGUAGUAACAUCAUUACUUUGAAAACGUAUAUAACAUUCAAUGGCCCUAAAAGAAAGAUGCGAAUGAGACCAGAGGUCCAAGCGAACAGAAGCGAAUGGUGAAUAUUACGAUUACAAUUUAGGUCUCAUCCAGGUUUCGCAUUGUCGCAACACAUCAUCACUUGCCUCUAUUUAAGCGAUCUACUCCAAAGUUUAUUCGAUGACCAAUAGCAAAAGCACUUAUUCCAAGCUCAGGUGAUUAGGCAAUAAUUUUUCACGUUCAUUCCUAUAUAGUAAUAUCGUUUUAGAAUUCUGGAGAAAAGAGAAGCGCAGCAGAAAAUGAUUACUUGAUAAUGCCUUCUGUUUCAAAUCCAAUCGUUCAUCGUUCAGCGAGAUUUCGAAUAUCCCCGAGUACAGAAAAUGGUAGGUAUAUUGAUUUAUACUUAGGCCAAAUAAUCGAAAAUAAAAAAAAACUCGGUUAGCGUCACCGCCCGCCUCUCGAUUUCUGCCGCCUCUGAAUUUUUAAUUUUUUUUUAUGUAAAUCUCUUCGUUUUACAGCUUAAAACAGUUUAAUAUUUGAAAUUUUUCUCAUGCUCAGACCUUCGCGCUAUAUACUGAUCGAUAGGAGCUCGUGGGCUUGGGUAUACAAGGUUCGUAUAGCAAAAUGGCGGCCUUCGCAACAUCAGUACAAAAAAUAUCACCGAUAUAGUGGAAAAACCGCCCCCAUCCGCCCAAAAAAUACUAUUAAAAAUUUAAAAAAACGAGUAAAAAUUUAAAAAAAAGCGCCCUUUCGCCUCUGAAAAUUUGUGAGAGUGUGACGCUAACCAAGUAUUUUUUUUAUUUGGCCUUAACUGACCGCACUGUGUAUGGGCCAGGUUUGAGCUAAGCCUAAACUCCUGCUCGAGACGUUCAUUGGAUUCAGGGGUCCGAGACGUCCAGUGUGAGAAUUACUGAUAUAUGAAAAGCUUAAUUUUUCAUUUCCUCUGAGGAUGAUUCUGGAAUAUAAUUGAAAAACUCUGCGCUGAGUGGUUAUAUUACUACCUUAAAAAAACAAGCAGAAACUCGACGUUUCGAGCGAAGACCCUUCGUCAAGAGUUAGUAGCAGAUAGAAACAACAAAAUAAUACACCUUUCCCCUUUUGAGUGAAAUUUUGAUCUAGACAAGUCUGGACAAAAAUUUCAUCACAGCUUGAAGAGCAUCACAAAAUUAGUAAUAUCCCGAAGUUUCGUUGCGAAGUGUUGUAAAAUGCGGAUAAUAUAGCACUGCGAAGUUUGCCGUUUUUCAGUCAUUUUGCAUUACAAACGGGAAAUUGGUAAUCAGAUGAUCAAACCGAUUACCAAUUUCCCAUUUGUAAUACAAAAUGACUGAAAAACGGCAAACUUCGUAAGAAUAUUACUAAUUUUGUGAUGCUCUUUCAAGCUGUGAUGAAAUUUUUGUCCAGGCUUGUCUAGAUCAAAAUUUCACUCAUAAGGGGAAAGGUCUAUUGUCGCAUUAUCGCAACACAUCAUCACUUGCCUCUUCUGCGUCGGUUAUUGGCCUUGAGUUCCGUUAGGAUAAGUGUGCUACACUAUCAUUCGUCAACCGUAAAGGUGAACCUGCUCGUGUGGACCGCAACAUAUUCCGUAUCCAGGAUCAAUACAUCCCAUUUAAGUUUAAGCCUGGAUUCCAUAUGAUCGUUACAAUCGCUGCAAUCAUUACGAUCGCUAUAACAAUUUACCAGUAACCGUAACGAUCGCGGUUCGUUCAUUUCCAUAUCAUCGCUUCACUUUUUGCGCACAUAUGAUGUGAGAGAGUUGGGGAAACGUUUAUGGCGCGAAAGUUUAAAAAUGGCAGCAAUAAACGAGCGUUUGUUAUUGGAAGCUUGGUUCCUCAACAUAUUGGAAAUUUUUAGACGACGACGACAGAGAGUUUUAACGUCCCCAAUCCCGAACAAAAUCCCGAAAAAAUUCCAUGGAAUUUUUGAAAUUCAAAAAUCUCGUACACGUUUUUGAAUGAUACAGUACAUGUCAGAAACUAUUUUGUGCAUUUAAAUUGUUAAAUCGGAUACCAGCCAGCAAUCCGUACCUUGAUCAGUUUUAAUCAGUUUUAACUGAUCGAGCAGGUACGGAUUGGUGGCUGGUAUCCGAUUUACGAAACUGAAUAUAAGGAACAACAAAAAAUUCUGUUUGAAGUUUUAAAAAACUUCAAACAGAAUUUUUUGUUGUUUAAUUUUGUUCCGUCAAUUUAACAAUAGGGGUGAAAGGGCGACCCCUCCUGUACGACACUUGAAAAUUUCCAUUCGUUGUGGGUAAAUAUCAAGCACGCAAUGACGCGAGAUGGUGCGAGCAACUGCUCACGUCAGGUCAUUUUGGAAGUUGUCACAUUUUGUUAAUCAGUUUCUGCGACCUGCGCGUAAAAUUGGUCACACGGUUUUGUUCGCGUUUGUUGAGCAGGGUUUUUGUGAUAACUAUAUCGAGCCACCUUAAAUGUUUUGUGAUUGGCUUACGCGAACAAAACUCAACUUCAGGCGCAUAGACUCAGGUUAUAUAAUGUAAAUACGCCUGCGGGAUGAAAACAUAGGGCUUAAUGAGUCUUUGAGUUGAGUUUAAGAGUAUAAUGUAUAUAAUUGGUUCACUUUAUCCUGAUCCCAUUCUCCCACAAUAAUUUGAUGUGUGUUUUACUUAUUUUCAGGCUGCGGUUCUUCCACAUAUAACGUGCGUGAAUCAUUAAUGUGUUGCAUUGUUAUAAUCAACCAAUCACAGAACCCGUUCAUAUAUAGUGAUGGCGACCCAUCGUUGAUGGAAAUUUUCAUUGUUUCCUCACUUUUUAGAUAAAUUCAAUUGCGAUUAGUGAGAUUGACGAAAUGUGUUAUAGUGCAUGUGUAGUUGUGAUUCUGUUUCUCCUGCUGUACAAACUGUUCCAGUGAUCCAGUCCGAGGCAAAGCCUUGAAAUUCCCUCCAGUCUUCAUGAUCGGAUUUGAAAUAUUCCACAUAUUAAAAUUUUAUUUACAGCAAACUCUCCGAAUUUAAUUACAUUUUUUUUCUCAUUAGAGUACGGUCUAAAAUAGCGUUUUGUACCGAUUUUUAUUAGUACCGAUAUUGACUUUUUAGAAAGUAAAUGCAGUGGAAAGCUGCAGUAUAAUGCGACUAAUGCGUCAUUUAAGACCAAUUAUAGUGGACAUUCUAUUCAUUUUUCUCCCUGAUUUUAGAAUCUACUAAUGUUCAGAGCUCGGAAGCUCCGGAGCUUGUACGUCAGAAUACACAGACAUUUCAUGACCUUAAUAAAGUACAACGUCAGAUCUUGCACCCUGUUCCCGCCAGUAUGACAGACAGUUUCUCAUUGGCUGCCAGUAUCAAGCAUAAAGACAGUGGUGUGAGGUUACCAGCACGAACUAAUAAUAACACUACUUCAGCCAAUAAUCAAGACAAACAUUUUAGUGAUUUACAACUGCCAGGUACUGUCAAUUUUUAGUGCAUUUCAUUUAUCUAUGUGUGCUUUAAUUGAUAAUCCUAGGCACACUGAAAUCUU